AUGGUUCGUUACUUGCAUUUCUUCUCUCUGUCAUUCUAUAUCUUCUUCUUAAUUCUCCAAGGUGGCCCAAUCUCAAUUUCAGAUGAUGCAGUCACAGCCCCCCUCAGUGUUGUCAAAAAAACUUGCAAGAAAGCGGCCGACAUGGAUCCUAAUUUGACAUACAAAUUUUGUGUUACAUCUCUUCAAGCUGUUCCAAGGAGUCAUUGUGCGAAUCUAAGAGGACCUGGAUUGAUGAUAAUGAAAAAGAAGAAGAAGUUAGAGCCAUUUUACAGGAGUUGUUUGGAGAGUUGUUUAGAGCUUUAUUCUAAUGCAAUAUGCUCGACUAGAGACGCCAUUAAGUAUUAUAAAUCUAGGAGCUAUUUAGAAGCUAAUGUGCAGUUUAGUGCAGUCAUGGAUGCACCUUCAACUUGUGAAGAUGGGUUUAAGGACAAGGAAGGUCUACGAUCUCCAUUGACGAAGAAGAACAGUGAUUUGUUUCAAUUAACUGCUUUGGUUCUUUCGAUCAUCGAAAUGCUUCGUUAG
Molecule: messenger RNA, 522 nt
Organism: Papaver somniferum (opium poppy)
Lineage: Eukaryota; Viridiplantae; Streptophyta; Magnoliopsida; Ranunculales; Papaveraceae
Product: putative invertase inhibitor
Exons: 2
Coding region: 1-522 (173 amino acids)
Molecular function (GO): enzyme inhibitor activity
Source: RefSeq, a predicted model, not a curated record